Molecule: messenger RNA, 1699 nt
Organism: Osmia lignaria (orchard mason bee)
Lineage: Eukaryota; Metazoa; Arthropoda; Insecta; Hymenoptera; Megachilidae
Product: peptide deformylase, mitochondrial
Biological process (GO): peptidyl-methionine modification; N-terminal protein amino acid modification
Cellular component (GO): mitochondrion
Molecular function (GO): peptide deformylase activity
Source: RefSeq, a predicted model, not a curated record
UUUCAAUCAUAGGUUUAGAAUCUGGUUGAGGUUGAGGCUGAGGUUGGGACUGAGGAAGAGUAGGUUCAACAAUAGGGCCUAAAUGUGGAGAACUAAUAUAUUAUCAAAACUUAGUUAAUAAAUUUUUAUCCAAUCUCUAUAAAAUAUUUAAUCAUUAACUGUUAUUAACUAUUAUUUUAAUUACAUUAAUAAAAUUAAUUAAAACAGAUAGUUCUUAAAAACCUGGUAUUUCUACUACAGGAAUUUGUGGAAGAGGUGGCACAGUUGGAAACGGUGUUGAUGGGAUUGUUUCAUCUGGUUCAGUCUAUCAAUCGUCCUAAAUAAUUUGGAAAACACCGCAGAAAAAUGAUCAUUGAGACAUUUAAACACAUUAGCAUACUCAACAGGCAUGUAUUGGGUAUGCAGAAAACUAACAUACGUUGUUUUAGUCUUUCAAACAUUACAAAAGGCGUUUUCAAAUACUUUAAAUCUCAACCUCCAACGCCCCCAUACAACCAUGUUUGUCAGGCUGGCGACCCUGUCUUACGUUCAAAAGCGACACCAGUCGACCCGAAGGAACUACAGACGCCGGAGUUUGAAAAGCUACUUGAUCAACUAUACAAAGUGAUGCGAAAAUACAAAAUAGUCGGAAUAUCAGCGCCACAAAUCGGUGUUUCUUUACAAGUAUUCGCUAUCGAAGUAAUGAAGGAAAGUGUAAAACAACUCGAUCCGGCAUAUGUAGAAGUUUGCGAAAUGGAACCCGUUCCAUUAACGUAUUUUAUUAAUCCGACAAUGAAGAUAAUAAACCCAGAAAAAGUUACGCUUGUCGAGUCUUGCGGAAGUCUUAUUGGUUACCAAGCGGAAGUAGAAAGGGCGAGAGAAAUUGAGAUCAAAGCUUUAAAUCGAUUGGGAGAACCAUUUUGUUGGCGAGCUAAAGGAUGGACAGCUAGAAUUGCUCAACACGAAUUUGAUCAUCUAAAUGGUAUUCUUUAUGUAAAUAGAAUGAAUCCAUCAACAUUUGAUUUUUAUUAUUGGGAGGAAUUAAAUGCAAAGAAGGGAAAGGUCCAACUCAAAUAUGUAGGAUAAUUAUUAUAGCAUUUAUAACAGAUUUCGACAUAUUAUUGAUGGUCGAGUUCUUAACUGAUUUACUUGAUCUCUAUUACAACUUACCCGCACUUUAAAAAAUAAAUUUUUUAAAUUUAAUUAAAAUAUUUAUACACUUAUGUAUAAGAUGUAAAGAUUAAGAAAUGAGAUUGGGGUACAGAAUUUAGUUGAGAUACAAUUGAAUAAAUAUUUAUUUAAAAAACGUUCAUAAGACGCUUUCCGUGUUUAUAAAACUAUAGUCUACCUAUAGGUACAUAAAAAUUAAAAUUAGAGCUGAUUUGAAGUUAACUUGAAAAAUGAGUAGUCUUAAACUUUUUGGAUUUUGAAAAUCGUCUUAUAAUUAAAUGUUUGAAAUAGUUCAGAAGGUUUAUUAUUCGAUUGUUUUGUUGUUCUGAAAUUUGUUCUUUUGGGAUACUAUUAUUUUAGCAAUAGAAUUGAAUCUUUAAUAAAUAUUUGCCAAAGUCGUAUAACAGCAGAAUUCCGAUCAUUAUAAUGAAAUAUAAAUUACGAUUCUAAAUCACUAGAACUUUUAUAGAGUGAGUCACCUAUCUUGAUUAUUUCAUUUUUUUAUUUAACAAGAAGUUUUCUAUUAAUUUGAAAAACGAAUUUGUUUUUU